This is a messenger RNA of Zeugodacus cucurbitae (melon fly), 1270 nucleotides long. RefSeq lists its product as uncharacterized. Bases 246 to 1070 code for a protein of 274 amino acids. The record is from RefSeq and is a predicted model, not a curated record. Lineage: Eukaryota; Metazoa; Arthropoda; Insecta; Diptera; Tephritidae. Gene Ontology annotation, molecular function: RNA binding. The transcript is spliced from 3 exons.
AUAUGAUCAAGUAUAUAGGCAUAAAUGAUAUAACUAAAUAGUAGAUAUGUAUAUAAAAUUCGGUGAAACCUCCCAAAAUUCACUUAGACGCUUCUAAGAAUUUGUGCACUAGUGAAAAAUAAGCAGUGAGAAUAAAUACAUACGUACAGAUAGCAGAAAACGUCGCGAAAAUUCCUAGGAAAACUUUACACAAUUUUUGCCUUUAAUAAGAAUUGGAUGAUUUUGGAAUUUUGAAAGCAAUUACAAUGAAUGUCUAUUUCAAAGCUGAAACGAAACCAGUAGGAUGGGUUUUGGAUCAACAGCAUCAAUCGUUAAUUCAAUAUUGUCGUUCACCAUUUGAGUUUCCAUCAACACAUUAUGAAUCGUAUCAAGAGAAUGGCACAAAAUAUCUUAAAAGUUUAAAGUCGAUAUCAGAUAGUCUUCAGGAGGAGUUAAAUGCAUGUACAGGCGAGAUUUUCCUCAGUGGAAUACCGCCUGAAAUUCCUGCGGAAGCUAUUGCCGAAAUAGCUGCUCUUGUAGGUGAAAUCUAUAUUCUGAGGUACAAAGUCACAUUCUCCGGGAACUCUCGAGGCUUUGCUUAUCUUCAAUAUAUUAACCCCACAAUCAUGCAACUGGCAAUUAUUCGCUUACCGGCUCUUUUUCGACAGCACUCACUACCCAUGAUUCGGGUCCGUCAAUCAAGAAACUCUUCAAAACUAUUACUGAAGAAAACGUAUUGCAUUUCACCGCAGAAUGUUUAUGAGAUGUUACGUAAUCUAAUAAAUUUUGAUAAAUUAGUUGGACGCGAAAUAUUCCCCAGCUAUUUCGAAUAUCAAAUAAUUUUUAAGUGUAACGAAGAGGCAGUUCAUGCGCGUCGCGAUCUCUUGCGCACCAUCUCCAAAUUUGGAAAAAAUGCCAUAGUGGUUUGGGAUACUAGCAGUGAAGAAACUGAUUCCACAAAAGGUUUUGUUAGAUACGAAAGCAGCAUCAAUACAGAAAAUGGAGACGCUACCUUUUUCCUCAAAGGAGACAAAUGUGCUGAUGCACUAAACGAUACUCGUAAUCAAUCACCACCAAGAUUUUCUAAAUAGGAACCCUGGAACUUGAAUGGUGUUGAUAAAAGAAAAGAUAUUCAUAAAAAAUCAUUUUUGAAAAGUACACGCAUGAAUAUAAGCCCCAUAUCAAAUCGAAAAUAUACCUUUGUAAAUAUAAAUGAAACUUAUUCCUCUGUUGUGAAUUAUGAGGAGUUUAAUAAAUAUCUUUGUACGACUUUUUUUUCUAAUUUACUAAA